Molecule: messenger RNA, 441 nt
Organism: Camellia sinensis
Lineage: Eukaryota; Viridiplantae; Streptophyta; Magnoliopsida; Ericales; Theaceae
Source: RefSeq, a predicted model, not a curated record
AUGUUGCUUGUCAUGCUCAGACAAACUCCAAAUUUAUUGAAAGACAUAGAGCUAAUAAAGGAGAACGAACUCUCAAUUUUCCUUUUCACGAUUUUAAUGGAGCUCAAGUUUCUAAUAGUCUUGGAUGAUAUCUGCACCAAUGAUGACUGGCUCAAAUUUGUGCGUCCCUUUGCAGACGCUGCGAAUGGUAGCAGAGUCACAAUCACUACUCGUGACUCUAAGGUUGCGUCGGAGGUAGAUCCGUGGAGUCAUCCUCUGAAUCUAAUGCAGUUAACAGAAGAGGAUACUUGGGCAUUGUUCUUGAACAAAGCGUUUCCAGAAAAUAGUUCAGAGAAUAAUUUAAACAAUGUCAAGGCUGAAAUUCUGAGUUUAUGUCGCGGUUUGCCUAUGGCUAUUGUCUUGUUGGGAGGCUUGUUGUCGACUGUGAAAUUAAGCGAGUGA